UCGUCGUAUUUAUCCGACUAGACAAACCUCUUUGGAUAAGUAAACUAAUAAAUACUGUUUGAAGCUGAUUGUGUCACCAAUCUUACUUGAAAAAGUUUAAGAGUGCGUUCAUUACGCACAAAACAGUUGAUGUUCAGUUAUUUUUAGUUCGUUCAUUCAUCGGUUUAUUUACGUUGACGGUCCAAAAGUUACUGAUGACAGCCGUUCGCUUUUCUCGCUCACUCCAAACGAAGAACGAGACCAUCCGAGAUUUUCCGUUCGAUUACUGUCUGCAUGUGGGUGUGUGCGUGUCAUACCUCCUCCUAAUGAAACGUGAAGCAGCAGUCGAGAUCGUCGGGUCGCUGCCUCAUCGCGAAGCGGAUUUUUCCUUUAUUUAGUUUAUUUUAAGUUGUUUCUUCGGUUCGGUUGCACUUUAGUUCGAUCGUUGACAAUGCUGGGCGCAAUUUGUGCUAAUUUUACGCUGGUUUCCGUUUGGAUUCGGUUGUGAAAAAGUGACUGAAAGUGGCAACAAUUUCCGUGGGAUGGGGAUCUUCGAAACAUAAUUCGAGAGAGUUGGGCGAAAGAAUUCAGGACACAUCCCGACGAAAGCCCGAAAGAGAGCGGUGUGUCUACGUUGGGCGUAGGUGUGAACGGGAUGCAUACAGUCAUCGUCGUCAUUGGCAAAAAUGUUGGGCGUACGGUUUUCGAAGCCGUGCGUUUGUGUUGGUGUAUGAAUGAAAAAUUGUUGUGAACGAACGGCUACCAAAGUGCGCUGGGGCUUGGCCCUUUUCCUUCAAACGUCGUCGUCUCCGUGUUUGGGAGCAAUCAUCACCCGCUAGUGCUGCAACAACAUCGAUAACAUCAGAUUUUGCUGUAGAGAAGAGUGUAAAACAAAGGCAACGUCAUACGUGUAUUCGUGGAAAUAUUAAUACAAGGCUUAUCUAAUCUGAAGCAAAAACAAGUGUAUCGGUUGACUGGCAGCAGAAAUAUUAAGUGAUCUACUAAGAAGAGUGUACAACUUGCUUGAAGAAGAGACAAUCCAACAGUAUAGUGAACCAUACCGUGGCCAGAGCAUUAUAAAAGGUCUUUUCUGGUGACUGAGCGCUUCUGCUCUGCGAGACGAUGGCAAUGAUGGUGAUUCACAGAAGCAUUAGUACCCGUUUGCGGCAGUCAGUAGUAGUGUGCAGCAAUGUGAACGUUCAAUGAAAGCGCAAACAACAAGUGAAAAUCUUCAAACAAGAAAAUAAACUAUCGGAAAAAUGGGAGAUGCCAAGGUGAAGCAACCAUACUAUGGCACUCCGCCCCAUCACCAGCAGCCGACUACUUCUAAGGCAGCCGUCGUUGGGGGACCCACAGUGACCGACAUCCAGAAAGGGAGUCCUUCCAGUUUGAAAAGUGCGAGUGGUGGUACGAAUAAGGAGGAUAACGCAGCCAAAAGUCCCAGCAAAUAUGAUCAGCUCAAAGCUCGAAAAGCUGAGCUGGAAAAGAGGCUUAACGAAAAGUAUGCCCAGCUGCAACAAAUUAAACGCGAAGAGGCUCAACUCAUUGGUAUGUAUCCGAGUGAUUUCAGUGCUGGCAUUGGAAGUCAAGAUCAAAACGGAACGGCACCCACCUUGAGGCGAAAGAUCGGUACGAGCUUUAAGCUGCCGGAAAAUCUGCUAAAUAAUAAAGAAGAUGACAUCAAUAAGCUUCUUUUGGAAAAACAGAUACAACAGCAGAUAUCGGAAGCAUCCCUUCGGUUAGCUAACGAUUCGGGUCAAUCUAAGUCGGUACGAAGGACGCACAAUCAAAACUAUGAAACUGCUCAGCAGAAGUUACUAGCAAUCAAUCAAAAUUUAAGCGUACUCAAGAAACGUCAACAGCAAGCUGCUGAGCAGCAAAAACCUCCUCCUGCAACGCGCGACGACAUAGAUAUUCAUAAAAGUAGCAACUUUAAUCGAUUUCGAUCGAACAGCAAUAGCAGCAGCAUGAUGAUGAUGAAUGUAUCGGAGCGAAGAAACUCAAUCAAAUCCAAUACAUCGUCGAAUCACUCUAGUAAUUUAAACAGCUCGAUUGGCUCCGCAUCGAAGCAACAGCAACAGCUUCUGGUACAAAUCCCUGGCCAGCAGCAUCCAAACCACUACCACUCGCAGCAGAUAUCUCCUUACUCGAUUCACUCGGGAACCCUAUCGGUAAUGCCAUCGGGUUCACAAAGUAUGACUCCUGCUGCCUCAGCUGCGAUGGUAUCUCAAUUGAGUAUGCUGAGGCAUCGCGUUAGACACGACAGCUUCAGUGGAAUGAUCAGCUACGAUCUGAGCGGUGCUUCUGGUGACACAGCUAAAUUGUCCCCUGUGAGUAGUGGCAGUGGGCACCAUCAUCAUCCUCACCCACACCAGCACUUCCAACAACAGCCACACCAACAGCAUCAAAGCGGUCCUCAUCGAUUGAACAAACUGAUCCAACAACAAUUGCACAGCUACAGUCCUCCUCCGGGUCAUCAUCCACAUGGCACUAGUCCAGGUUUCGCACUUUCACCCCCUGCCAGUGGUGGGUCGUCAUCAGCCAGUGGACAAGCCUUUGUAUAUGAUGCAAAAAUGAUCUCUAGACUACAACCUCCUCCUCCACCACCACCACCCGCUUCAACAUCCUUGAGCGACCAAUACUUCUGCCCAAACGUUCAGCCCGGCUUUAGCUAUGACCAACAACAGGAAGGAGCAUCAGCGGGUCUCGGUGGGUAUUGGAUGUUACUCGAGACCGGCGAAAAGGUGUGGUGUGCAGUAGACAACCGCUUUGCAAGCCUAGAUCGAAAGCAGGGCGGCGGCAGUAUGAAGCUUUCCCGUUCUAAGGUAAAUCAACAUGCGCAUGCUGCACCUACCAAAAGCAAUUCGAUGGGAAAUUUUGAUUUCAUCCACAAACAACAGCAACAACGGCAUCCUUCGGAAGACUCUAUUCAACCGGAUACAAUUUCGGUGACAUCUGGCUCCAGUGAACACAAAAAGCGGGAAAAGGUUUGGCGGGAAACUUCACUGGACAGCCCCGUCGUGAAGCACAAGGCUCUCCCUUCGAUAAGCGUAAAUCCUCCAGCGCUUCCUGCAUACCCAGAACCCCCGCCACCGCCACCUCCUCACCAUAGUAGUUACUCAUCGCAUUCCAACUCCGUACAAACUCCUCUACAUAUUAACACCAGUAGCAACUAUGGCUUAUCGUCGCCCUCAUCGCCUUUGCUACUGUCACCUCAGCAAAUGAUGUACUAUCAGCAGAAACAACAGCAGAUUUUAGAACACCAACGGCAACAGCAGCAACUCCGAAUAAGACAACUAGAAGAACAGAAGCAUCAAGCAUACCUAUUAGAACAACAGCAACACCAGCAGUUGCUGCAGCAAAAACAACUUCGAUCACCUCCUCAACUCCCGAAGCACCACCACUCCCAAUUCCCACCAAAUGCAUAUGCUGCCAAUCAACAACAACAACAACGGCAGCAACAACACGUGGAUCUUCUUCCUCAUUCACCUCAGUACUACGAUAGGGAAAACCAUAACCUCCCUCCCCACUACUACCAGUCCCAAGAAGCUCCUCCCCCGCAGAACAAUCUCUCCUCGCGCCACCCAGAUCUCCUCAUAUCUCCAACCCUCUCAACAUCCUCUUCCAACACUCUCACAUCCCCAACCCUACGACCGCAAUCGUCCGUUUCUCCAACGCCAUCCACAAUAACGACCACUUCCGCCGGACCGGGAUCUGGUUCGGCAUCCGGUAUCCACUCGACGCCGGACAUCCAGACGGAAUCGCCGAAAAACGUAACAGUGGUGCAGCAGGGCAAAAUACAGCCCUACAAGGAAGUUACCAAACCGUUCGAGAUGUCCGAUUUCUACAAAUACUCCACCAAGUACCGACAGAAGCAGCAGCAGCAGCAACAACAACACAUGCAGCAGCAACAUCAUCCGCAAGGUACCGGGGGAGACGACCUCAGCCCCAAUGGGAACAGUUCCGGUGCAGGGGACGUCAUUCAGAAAGUGGUCUACCAACCACCGAACCCAUCGAUAUGCCACCCCAUCAACUACAACUGAGCAGAAGUAAGUCUGAGCGGAUAAUUAUGUUUUCAUAUUGAAAAUCGUUUGUUAAGGAAUUACAACAUUUAUGAUACAGUUUG
Molecule: messenger RNA, 4105 nt
Organism: Aedes aegypti (yellow fever mosquito)
Lineage: Eukaryota; Metazoa; Arthropoda; Insecta; Diptera; Culicidae
Gene: sstn
Product: dendritic arbor reduction protein 1
Exons: 3
Coding region: 1239-4022 (927 amino acids)
Biological process (GO): establishment of epithelial cell polarity
Source: RefSeq, a predicted model, not a curated record